Messenger RNA from Phanerochaete carnosa HHB-10118-sp, 474 nucleotides. RefSeq lists its product as uncharacterized. The transcript is spliced from 2 exons. The record is from RefSeq and is a predicted model, not a curated record. NCBI's taxonomy places the organism in Eukaryota, Fungi, Basidiomycota, Agaricomycetes, Polyporales, Phanerochaetaceae. The coding region runs from base 1 to 474 and encodes 157 amino acids.
AUGCAGCGAGAUCUCCAGAACCUACAAACAAGUUCCAUCUCCGACGUCCCACCCCCCGGCGAGGUUGGCAAGCCUAUCACCGUGGCACGCGCAACAUUUUCCCAUGAACCCGCCACUGGCGUAGGCCGAGUGAUGCUUAUGGACACACUCUCAUCUGUCCUCUCUGCAUGCCUCAUCGGUACUCGCAAUCACCAAGACAUCGAGAACGCGAUUGACGCCGCACAUGAAGCAAUUUCCCUCGCGAUUUCCCUUUCACCUGUAACAGACGACGUCGAUGAUACGCUAUUGUAUCCCCUUGCCGAGCUGCUCCUCUAUCGAUUCAAGAUUAGUGGCGAUCCGGCAGAUGUGUGGGAGGCUUUGUCCCUCCACCGCAAGGCGCUUGUCCUUCGUCCUCCCGGUCAUCCGGAGCACUACCACUCUCUGCUAUCGCUCACAAAAGCGUCACAUACCCUUUUCUAUCGCACCGGCGAGUAA